Triplophysa rosa is the source of this 1914-nucleotide messenger RNA. RefSeq names its product ring finger protein 168 (gene rnf168). The transcript is spliced from 7 exons. Gene Ontology annotation, molecular function: ubiquitin-protein transferase activity; nucleosome binding. Bases 146 to 1573 code for a protein of 475 amino acids. NCBI's taxonomy places the organism in Eukaryota, Metazoa, Chordata, Actinopteri, Cypriniformes, Nemacheilidae. The record is from RefSeq and is a predicted model, not a curated record. Gene Ontology annotation, biological process: double-strand break repair; protein ubiquitination. Gene Ontology annotation, cellular component: nucleus; site of double-strand break.
GUUUUUUAUUUCACGUUGGUUUCUAUGGCUUCACGAGGAAGUAACAAGGCGCAAAAAUUGCCGCGAUUUUGGGGCCUGAUAAGUAGCCGUGCAUCUGGACUCCAGGAUCAGCAGUGUUUAUUGAGAGAGAGGGACAGGCUGCAAGAUGCCACCUGUGUCUGAAGUGGACACAGGUCCUGUUGAAGAAAGCUCCGGGGGUCUUACGCGGUCAGAUUGCGUGUGCCCCAUUUGUCUGGACAUACUCCUGGAGCCGGUCACCUUGCCCUGCACACAUACAUUUUGCAAACCCUGCUUCCUGGAGACAGUGGACAAGUCUAACAUGUGCUGCCCGCUUUGCCGAAAACGUGUUUCCACUUGGGCACGACUCCAUAGCCGGAACAAGACUUUGAUCAAUAUGGAGCUGUGGAAACGCAUACAGAAUGCUUUUCCUGAGCAGUGCGAGCGGAGAUUACAGGGGAUCGAAGAUGAUGAUGUUAGCGUCAUGAUUCCAAAACCUCGGGUGUGUCAGCCGGGUGAACUGAGAAGAGAGUAUGAGGAUCAGAUCAGUAAGCUGGUGGAGGAGAAGCGAGCUCUGGAGGACGCCGAGAGGAGAGCCAGUGAGGAAUACAUCCAGCGCCUUUUAGCUGAGGAGGAGGAGCCGCUGGUGGAGGCCAGGAGAAGACAGGAGGAGAAGCAGCUAGAGGACGAUGAGAGAUUGGCCAGAUUGAUUAGCCAAGAGCUGAAUUCAGGACCAAUCCCUGAAUCAUCUUGGAACAUCAAGCCUGUUGAUCCUACGCCAGUGAAGAAAAAGAAACCAAAUGCAGGGGAUAUUGAGAAGUUUCUACGUCCAGUGCCACAUAAACAGUCGACCAGUUCUGAGAGCAGCCCAAACUCUUCACUUAUGGCUAAUAAGGAAAACAUUCUGAACCCUCCAAAAACCCUCUUGUCAAACUCUCAAGAGGACACUGACGAGGACAUGCCAGUGCUGGAUUACUAUGGCAAACCUUCAACCUCAAACUCUCAUCCCAGCUGCUCGGAACAAACUUUCAACAGUCCCAACAACACUACAGCCAAACGGAAGAGUUCAGAGACGGAGGUCGAACUCGAAGCUUAUCUACUCAACAAGAGACCGUGUUCAGAUCCACACUUUGAACUCCCUCCAGCCGAAAGCUCCGUCCUGUCAGAGAUGACAUGGUGCGAGGAAUCCAUGCGAAGCCGCUGGCAACAAGAGGAGGAGGAUCGACGGCUGGCGAUGCGACUCCAGAGGGAACUGAACCGCGAUUACUCCGUGGACCGCAGGAAGGGUUCGGCCGACGGCUAUCAGCUCAGGCAAAAAAACAGCACGGCUUCCACGAGCUCAAACCCGGAUGAGGAAAACACAAAAGGAAAAAGUGCAAAGAGCUCCACAGGACCGAGGGAGGACAAGGAGAAAGCUAUUAAGAAAUUGUCUGGAACAGGCACCCACCUAGUGGCAACGACCUCUGGGAAGAGUCCUGUGUCCUCUCCAACAUCAACAACAGUCCAGUCCACUCCUCUGAAGAAGGGAACUAAGCAGACCACCCUUACUGAGAUGUUUCCCAACAUGGGCAGCUGAAGCUGUCCUCUCUUGUGUAAGACUGAUUUAUUUUACACCCGAGACUACAAAUCAUAACAGAUGAUGUAAGAUGCAUUGCUGCUACUGAAAGAUGCUGUCCAGUCAUAGCUUUUCAAUUUCUUCCUGUAUGUUGCUAAUACCCCUUUGGUGCCUUUUCAAGCUGUCAUUUUGGGAGGAUGAUACUGUUAAGUCAUGAUACAAUAGUUUUAUUACUAAAAGCAUUGAUCAGGUGACUAGUUAAGAGUUUAAAAUAGUAUGAAUGCUGUAAAAAAAGUUGUACACGUUUUAUUUGUACGCAUUUGCAGAUGUUUCACACUUAGUUUCAAUAAAAUAUUAGUUUA